AUGUCAUCGUUGCAAGUCAUAAUUUUGUCUCUUCUUACAUUAUUUGUGAAUUUUUCGACUUCUUACCGAAUAUUGGUUAUUUACCCAUCACCUUCAUACUCGCAUCAAAUCGUACAAUUGGCUGUUUCUGAAGGCUUAGCGGAUGCAGGACAUCAAAUUACACUCAUCACUCCGUUAGAAUUGAAGACAAAUUCGAACAUAACUCAAAUUGUGGUUCAACCUGUUGCGGAUUUAUGGAAGAAUCUUGAUUUUUCAAAGGGAUUAACGGACAAGCAAUUUGCUGAUUUGAUCACGAAUGUCGUUCCUCGCAUCAUGCACAUCAUUUUAAUGGAUCCUAAAGUGAUAAAAUUGCUUAAAAACGAGGAAAAGCUCAAAUACGACGCUGUAAUUGUUGAAAAUUUGGGUUACAUUCCAAGUCAUGCGUUUGCCGAGCAUUUUAACGCCACGCUAAUUGGUCUAACCUCGCUCGAAAUGUUCCCUGAAAUGCACAUGGCGAUGGGAAAUCCAGGACAUCCUUUGUUACAUCGUUCGUACCUUUUCAAAACCCCGUCUGAGGGAUUUUUUAAUAGAAUUCUCUCGUUUUACUCUACUCUUCGACAUCAUUUUUGGUUUUACCAAAAAUACAUUCCCGCCAACGAUUGGGUUUUAGAACAGCAUUUCGAUAAAAAAUGGAAAUCACGCGAUUUGUUGAGCCGAAUGGAUUUUGCGAUUGAAGGUCAGAGCGCUGUUUUAGCGAAUACGAGACCAAUUCUGCCAAAUACAGUUCAAAUUAGUUUCUUACAUGUGAAGGAAGUGAAGCCCUUACCUGCUGAUAUUCAAAAGUUUUUGGAUAAUUCAAAGCAUGGAGUAAUUUACGUCAGUUUCGGGUCGAAUGUUAAAAGUAGUUCUCUGAAAAAAGAAACGUUAAAUGAAUUAAUUGAAACUUUUAAAGCAGUAAAGUACGAUAUUUUGUGGAAAUUUGAAGCUGAUAAUUUAGAAAAUAAGCCGAAAAAUGUCAAAAUUGGAAAAUGGAUGCCACAACAAGAUAUUUUAGCUCACAAAAACGUCAAGCUCUUUAUCAUGCAAGGAGGCAUCCAAUCUCUCGAAGAAACAAUCGCCAGAGGAGUUCCUGUCAUCGUCAUUCCUUUCUUCAGUGAUCAAGAAGCAAAUGCUGAAAAAGUAAUCGACCUUCAAAUCGGCGAAAGGCUCAACAUUGCAGAUUUAUCGAAGGAACUCCUUCUAAAAAAGAUAAAUCUCGUCAUUGAAGGCCCUUACAAAGAAAACAUCAAAAAAUUGGGAGAUGUAGUUCGAGAUACUCCAAUGCCUCCUGUCAAAACUGCCGUUUGGUGGAUCGAAUAUGCCAUCAGAAAUCGGGGAGCUGCCCAUUUGAAGUACAAAGGUGCUUCAAUGUCAUUUUCGGAAUUCUUCCUACUUGAUGUUAUCUUGUUUCAUUUAUCGCUUUUUAUUGUUCUUACUUGUGCCUCAUACAAAAUUCUCGUAAUACAUCCAACUCCGUCAAUAAGUCAUCAAUUAGCUCCUCAUGCGAUCAUUAAGGGACUUGCUGCUGCUGGUCAUGAAGUGACUUUUGUAACUUCUAUCCCAAUUAAGACUGAUUCUCCGAAUAUUCGUCAUGUGCAUCUUGAAUAUCUUCAUGAACUAUGGAAGAAAUUUGAUUUUUCCAAUGGAAUGGGAAUCCUUGAGUUCUUUAACUUAAUUCAAACUGAAGCGCCCCCUAUGGUUGACAGCAUUUUUUCCUUUCCCGCCGUCAAAAGUAUCUUAAACAGGGAGAAUGGGGAGGAAUUUGACGCUGUAAUGGUUGAAAAUGUCGGUUAUGUUCCCUUAAAUGCCGUCGCUGAGCAUUUUAAUGCAACACUGAUCGCCAUAACGACAAUGGAAACACCUCCGCAACAACUUCGAGCAGUUGGCAACCCCGUUCAUCCGAUUUUACAAUCAGCUGCGAACUUGGGUUUACCUAAAAAUCCUUCAUUACUGCAAAAAAUCGCUUCAGUUUACGCAAGUUUAAUAAUGGAUGCUUGGUAUUACAAUGUUUUCAUUCCAAGUAACGAUUGGGUAAUUCGAAAACAUUUUGACACGAAGCUAUCUGGUUAUGAACUCAUGCAACGAGUUGACUUAACGAUCGAAGCUCAAUCCCCAAUCCUCGAUAACACAAAACCAUUGUUGCCAAAUACAGUUCAAAUUAGUUCGUUACACAUCCAGCCAGUGAAGGAGUUGCCAAUUGAUCUAAAAAAUUAUUUUGAUCAGUCAAAAAAUGGCGUCGUCUAUGUUAGUUUCGGGUCGAAUGUCAAAAGUGCUUCCAUGAGUCACGAUAAAAGAGAGGCUUUGUUGAAAACUUUCGCUGCUUUGCCUUAUGAUAUUCUGUGGAAGUUUGAAAGUGAUCAAAUUACGAAUUUGACGAAAAAUGUUAAGAUUUCAAAAUGGCUGCCGCAACAAGAUCUUUUGGCGCACAAAAAUUUGAAAGCGUUCGUGAUGCAAGGCGGCGUUCAAUCGCUUGAAGAGGCGAUAAGUCGAGCAGUUCCAAUGGUAGUUGUGCCGUUCUUUGGAGAUCAAGAGUAUAAUGCGAAUAAAGUACAGGAUUUGGGAAUUGGAUUGAAAACGGAAUUGACAGCAGAGAGUUUGACAUCCGCCAUUUUGGAAGUUGUGCAAAAUCCAAGAUACAAACAAAAAGUGACAACUCUCAGCAAGCGCUUGACAGACACGAUGAAACCUCCUGUCGAAACCGCCGUUUGGUGGAUCGAGUACGCCAUCCGUAACAAAGGAGCCGAACACAUGCAAUACCAAGGCAAACAUUUAUCAUCUUUCGAGUACUUUUUACUCGACAUCAUCUUCAUUCACGUCUUCCUUCUUUCCCUAUUCAUCUUCGUCGUGGUCAAAUUUUGCUGUCGCCGAAAAAAAUCUGAAACAAAAACGACAAAAUUGAAGCGUAAAUAG
Messenger RNA from Culicoides brevitarsis, 2928 nucleotides. RefSeq names its product UDP-glucosyltransferase 2-like. The transcript is spliced from 4 exons. Gene Ontology annotation, molecular function: UDP-glycosyltransferase activity. Lineage: Eukaryota; Metazoa; Arthropoda; Insecta; Diptera; Ceratopogonidae. The record is from RefSeq and is a predicted model, not a curated record. The coding region runs from base 1 to 2928 and encodes 975 amino acids.